AGAGAGAGAGCGGUGUAAGAAGAGAGCGAGGAGAGGGAAGGGAGAGAGAGAGACGCGGACGAUUCAGAGUUGCCGCUACCACCACCACCGUAUUCACUGGUGGCUGUGUGUACGUGCCGCCGGUCAUGCGUUAAAGGCCGUGCCGGGAGGGCUCUUUCUUUAUCCGUGUGUUAUCCUGCCGAGCAAGAAAUAACACAGCCCUUGUGCUGAUCCUAUAAAUAGAAUAAUAAUAAACCCAGAAUAAGAAUUCUCGGCGCGUAAUGCAUCCCCAGUAUUAUGUUCGCGUUGCUGCGCUGGUCCUUAAUUUAGUGAGCUUCCUCCAGCCCUAAUCAAUUGCUCUAUCGUCACAAGCAGACACAUGCUGGUUAUCGUUGCGCCGCUGUGCUGUUGAGUUCACAUUUAAAAAUAGAACUCUACUCAACACACACAGACACACGGUCAAGCGGUGUUCCGAACCUCUGGAAGAAACCAGGGAUCAAAUCGAACAUCUUCGGCGCCACGUGUUCGUAUUCCUCACCGGCGCAAGCUGCUUGCAAUGACGCACUCCGAGAUGAUGAUGGUGGUGGUGGUGGCACGAGACUGCGUGGCUCGGCGCUGCGGGCGGACGAGCCAAGACCUCGUCUAGAUCGUGGUGGUCAUGCGCACUCUUCUCGCUUGAACGUGGUCGAGUUCGAGGAGAGUCAGACGCGACUCGACGGAGGAGAGAGAGAGACCCCCCCCCCCACCCUCUCUCUGCACAAAUAUGCUCGGAACGGGAUGCUCUGCGAGCGUCACUGUGGUGGUAGCAGCAGCAGCGAUCCUGGCCGUGGCAAAGGGCAGGUUCGUGCAGAUCCCGGGAGACAUGCGCGCCAGGGAGGGCCAAGACGUGGACCUGACUUGCUCUUACCGGGGAGGAGGCGCGCCUGCCUUCGCCCCCCUCGAGAUCCAGUGGUGGUUCCUGGGCUCCGUGCCGGUGUCGGAGUCCACGCAGCAGCAGCAGGAGGAGGAGGAGGAGGAGGCCGUUCACGAGCUCCAGGGUGGCUUCAGUCAAGAGCCUACAAAAAUAAGUGUGGUCCGGGUUCUCGGCAGCAGCAUCUCCAGCCGGCUGCACCUGACCAACGUGCGCAAGCAGGACGAGGGCACGUACGAGUGCCGCGUCACCGACCGCCACGCAUGGCCCGCGCAGGAGCACAAGGCGAGGGCGGCCCUCACGGUGGAGAUGGCGGGGGGCCGCCGGCGCCCGGGCGGGCCCCGGGACGUCCAGGCGGCCGAGGCCAUGCCCCUCUUCCACAACGUCACGGCCAAGCGGAGCCCCGCGCGUCCGGCGGGGGCCCAGGGCGGGGCCUCCACACCCAGCACCAACGUCGACCGCACGUCAGGUGGACCGAGGACAUGUCCAAGGCAACACAUCCUGCUUGUAAAAGCUGCCCUCAUCUUAGCCGCCCAAUAUUUUGUAAUACAUGCAAAGUAGCACAACACUUCACUGUGUGAGACUUAGAAAGUCGACAGGUUUUUUUUUGCGUGAAAUCAUUUUUCUAUUCACGUGAUGGAGGAAGAAGCAGUUGAGCAAAUACGUUCCACCAUAGUAGUAAGAGACACAAUAUAUAUUCUUGUUUUAGCAUGGGGCGAAUGCACUCACAACAAAGCUCUUAAUCAGCUUCCCAUGACGUGGAAUCGACUGCCAUGGACAAGAAACCAUCAGUCACGCUUAAUUUUAUAUAUUGUAAUUAAACUGUCAAUUUAAAUUAAUGAGCCAAGGGCGCAAAUCUAUGACCACCAAUGUUAAGGUGGUCGUAAACAUAUAUAAAAUAAAAUACUGUGUAUAUAUAUAGAGUUUAACUUAUUCUGGAAUGACAGGGGCAUUUAUUAAUAGAAAUGUUCACAAAAACGGGAGAUUUUGGCGCUGAAAUAUAAAAAAAAGAUUGUAGUUGAUUCUUUCCCCUCUCGUAUGAAAUAAAUUACAUUCAGCCAAAAUCCAUGGUUUAUUUCGCAAUGUUUUUUUCUAAAUUAUAUUUAAACACGCGCACACACAGACACACAUAUAUAUGUGUACAUAUUUACUGCGUAAACACGAAUUUCUACGUCAUAAACGCACGCACACGUAUGCGUACGCACAUGUGUAUCUUUGUACACGUUACCAUGGUGGCCCACACACACCGAUCCACCCUCGUGAGUUCCGCACAAUCUGCCAAACUUAAUGCAGUCUCUCUCCCCCUUGUGGGCCAAAAUAAACGUCCCAAUUUGAAUACACUUGGCCGCUCGUCUGAUCGUAACAGUGAGCAGUUUGCGCAUGCGGGUACAUGCCCAUUGGAUCGCAGCCAAAGGUUCAAUUACAAACGCUCCGGCCGGUUCGUGCAAUGAAUCAAGGCGGAAGAGCGUGCGUGUAAAGGGAUGAACAGCCGGUCUGUCGAACAGCUGACAAGCAAAGAGGAUGCAUCGCGGGGCGAAUCUUAGCCUGGAAGAACUCAAAAUCGCAGCACAAUUUAAGUUGAUUAAAAGUGUAAAGUUUAUAUACGGCCGUAUCUUGAUGAACUUGAUUUCACCAAAUGUGAACACAUCUUUACAAUGUGACAUCCACCAUAUCUCGGACACUGACUCAUGCGACGUAUCUCAAAUAAACUUUAUGUUGUCUGUAAGCAAACCUA
Petromyzon marinus (sea lamprey) is the source of this 2624-nucleotide messenger RNA. Its product is annotated as V-set and transmembrane domain-containing protein 2-like protein. Gene Ontology annotation, cellular component: membrane. Lineage: Eukaryota; Metazoa; Chordata; Hyperoartia; Petromyzontiformes; Petromyzontidae. The record is from RefSeq and is a predicted model, not a curated record.